Molecule: messenger RNA, 927 nt
Organism: Microsporum canis CBS 113480
Lineage: Eukaryota; Fungi; Ascomycota; Eurotiomycetes; Onygenales; Arthrodermataceae
Exons: 8
Coding region: 1-927 (308 amino acids)
Source: RefSeq, a predicted model, not a curated record
AUGGCGAUGAGUUCUACGAUGUUGUAUCCGACGGCGCCAUAUCCCACCGAUGACCAAAUACGACAGACCGUUUCCCAAGCUGUUCAGCCGGCAGUAGUCGAGGAAUCCAUUGAAAGCUUCUCAGAAGAACAUGAACUAACGUUCUGUCAACAACCACUACGUGCCCGAGUUGCUGGGACUAAAGACAAAGAGCGGAAACCCAUUGAUCCACCCCCUAUCAUCCAGCUCCAUGUCAGAGAUGACUGUGAGGAAUCAAACAAUUUCCUUCAAAGCCCUUACUACUUCAUGUGCUGCUCCCUGUAUAGUGCAGCAGACGGCGAAGAACCGAGUCCGAUAGUACCCGCAGGUGCUCUGACGGGCACACUGGUAUCCUCGUUACACCGUCUGAAGGACCAUAAUAAUCGGGAUGGCGGUUUUUUCGUAUUUGGUGAUCUCUCUGUUAGGGUAGAAGGCCAAUUCAGACUCAUGUUUGACUUGUUCGAGCUUAAAGGUGCCAAUCGGAACCAUGCCAUUCACAUCAAAACCUUGAGCUCGAACCCAUUCAAAGUGCUUGCUCCUAAAAACUUUCCGGGGAUGGCAGAAUCAACUCUCAUGUCGAAAUCGUUUGCUGACCAAGGUGUCAAACUCCGGAUUCGUAAAGAGCCGCGAACACUAUUCAGAUCAACCAAGAGGCAAUAUAACCACAGUGAUCAAUAUCAUCAUACCUCGGCCGUUGAACAGUCUCGCUCUCCAAAGCGCCAGGCCAUAGGCCAUUCUGGCCCCAAUCAUCAACAUAUUCCAAUUUAUACAAACCAUCCCACCCUGCAAACAGGCUAUAUUGGACAGCAGAUGCAUGCAGGUCAUCCAAGUCAAGCUAGUCCGUCCAAUCCUGUCCCUCAGUUUAUGGGCAACGGCCUUAUCCCUGCCCCAUGGUACUUGGGUCGAUAA